Molecule: messenger RNA, 1377 nt
Organism: Cyphellophora attinorum
Lineage: Eukaryota; Fungi; Ascomycota; Eurotiomycetes; Chaetothyriales; Cyphellophoraceae
Exons: 2
Coding region: 1-1377 (458 amino acids)
Source: RefSeq, a predicted model, not a curated record
AUGUCGCCCGAUGAUAAGGCCUUGUGGGUCGCCUUGCGACAGGAAAUCGGGAAAGACAGACGGAAAUGGAUCUCUGCGCGCGUCAGGGGUUUCGUCACGUCGGACAAUCUUGCAGAGCUAGAGGCGCUUUGGACCAUGUUGAAACUGCAGGAGAACGCCACGCAUGGUCGUAUGAGAGUCGUAUGGUGGUACCAUCGCCUCCUACUAUUAUGGAAGAACGACCCUCGUAGAGCGGCGGGGGCUUUCCUCCACAGCGAGUUGGCCACCGAAGGAGGACUUUCUGGCCCUGAAUUUCUGCGUGUUGCGACUCACCUGCUCUCUUGGGCACGCUAUGCGGACAACGAGGAUAUUGUACGCGACGUGUGGGGAAAAUUAGUCGAGCGUGGGCUUCAGGUCGUACCCUACGAGGCGGCUGAACGGGCGAAGCGCGUCAAAACAGCAUUGCAGCUCGAGAUCACACAGAGGCCGCACACGAAAGAGACAGCAGCGAAUCUCAUAAGCUUGAGGCACGAGGCACACUUGAUGAAUUUCAAAUUCCUGGACACGCAAAUACAAGCAAGGACAAAUCCGAACAAAACCCCCGAGCCGUCUGGUAACAUUGGCAGAGUGGAGUCGAUAAGUUCUGAGGCCUCGGCGCUGCCCAAGAAUGGACUAAGACUCCCUCCCGCGUAUACCAAGACCGGCAAGGAAGGAGGGGACACGAGGUUACGGGCACAAUUAGCGCAGGCUGCGGAAGGAGAUGCGCCGCCUCCGUACACGCCCACCAGUAUGACUACACCGUCGACUUCGACUGCAACACACUCAAGACACUCCUCAGACACCUCUGAUUCCGCAGAGGGAGAAUCGACAGCGGACACGAUACAUCACCUCUCGCCCAAUGACACACUGACGUCGCUGUCACUGGCGUAUAAAGUCCCUGUCUCAGUCCUUCAGCAGCACAACAAUCUCUACUCUUCAAAUCUGCUGGCCGGAAGGAAGACGCUGAGUGUGCCCGCCAGCCACUACCAGGGCCCGCCGUUGAGCAAUCCGCCUGAUCCGGCCGAGGAGAGGCGGAAGGUGAGGGUGAGAAGGUUCAUGGUUGGGAGCAAGUGUGCAGACUACAAGGUUGCGGAAGUGUAUCUGCGGCAGGUGGCCGUGGAUUUGGCCGGCGAGCGAGCAGCGGAGGCUGUUGGGACUGAGGAGGUCCAUGCUCAUGCUGCUGAGUCAGUCACCGAGACGCAGCGGGAGGAAGAGGAGGACGAUAGGGUCGUAAAGGAAGCUGUGGAGCGGUAUAAGGCGGACGAGGAGUGGGAGAGACGGAACCCUUUGGAGAAGCAAAAGAAGGGCAAUGCGAAGAAGCGUGGCGCUGGAGGGAGUUUGGUUGGGCAGCUGUUCUGA